This is a messenger RNA of Puntigrus tetrazona (Sumatra barb), 1362 nucleotides long. RefSeq lists its product as uncharacterized. Gene Ontology annotation, cellular component: membrane. The record is from RefSeq and is a predicted model, not a curated record. Lineage: Eukaryota; Metazoa; Chordata; Actinopteri; Cypriniformes; Cyprinidae.
AUGUGCAUCAACCGCAGCCUGCAUGCAAGUGGGACUUUGAUCAGUUCACAGUAUGCCCCUCUCUGCAUCCAUCACUUUAGACCAGGGGUGCCCAAUCCUGUUCCUGGAGAUCUCCAAAGUUCAGCUCCAACCCUGAUCAAACACUCAGGAUUGGGCACCCCUGCCUUUGACCAAGGGGGUCCAAUCCUGCUCUUUGUUUACUGGGGUGUUGACAAAAAAGGGGUCAUGUAUGCCAUGUGGCUAUAUUCCCUGAUUCAGUGUGUAGUAGCGGUGCUGGUGAUCGGAGUGAGUGUGAGGUUGUGCUUGGCUGCAGCUGGUCCAGAGACCAGACGCUGGAGCACAUCUGCAUGCCUGAAGCUCUGCCUCGGCUUGGUCGGGUCAGUGGGCAGUGUUGUGGACGCUCCUGUGUCUGUGCUGUUAAGCCCGAGGAGCUCCCAGUGCCUGUACACCUGUAUCGCUAUGGUCACCUGCCCCCUCCUGCUCAGGCAGUUCACCAUGUGCCUUCUGCUUCUGCUCACCCUUAAUACACACCUGCAGAGCCGCCUGGGGAACAGAUAUGCAGGCUUAGUGGCUCGUAGGCGGGUUUUGUGCUCGGUGCUGCUCUGCUGGGUCAUUUCAGUGAUCAUCGCCUUCGGCCAGUUCAUCGUUUCCAAGUCUUCCGAUACCUGGGGAGCUGCUGAGGAUGACGAUACGGCUGGACUGGGGAUGGAUGAAUGGCCUGAAGCCAAUUAUACCACCCCUGCCCUCCCUCCCAAACGUCCAUACCCCCAGGACCGCUCCGUAAUCGGGCAGUUCUUGCCUUACGGAGGAUUUCUUUCCAAGUUCCUGGUGGAGGACAAUGAGAACUUCACAUAUGCUGAGAUCCACGGCAGCCAUUGGGGCGUCUGUGCCCCUGAAACCACUCUCAGUCCGGUCUUUAUGGUGUAUGUUUAUGCCGUGACAGUGUUCGUUAUCCCUUUGUUGGUUCUGUUGGGUGUGUAUCUGGACUUGAUGUGCUGCAUGCCACAGCAGGUUCCAGCGAGCUCAACGUUUUCUCUAAAACGAAGCUCAGUGCUGUCUCGCUUAUUGGCUCUUUCUAUUUCUCUACUAGUAAUGCUUUGCCUGCUGCACAUCACCCACGCUUUGUUACUCUGCCCGAGCGCCGCUAGACCCAGCUGGACCUCUCCAACGGCCUCUGUUCUCUUCCAGAUGUAUGGCCUAGUGCCCCCUCUUCUCUUCACCAACACCUCUCAGCAGGUAGGCUCAGAGUGCUCCUUGUUAUCCGCGCCCAACCUGACCUCGAGGGUUAUCUCCUCUCGAGUCAAAUCAGCAGGAGCGCUUUCCGUUCUGUGGAAGAUUUUAGUCGCCCUGGACCGAAACUGA